AUGUCAAGAGUUGGAAGUACAACAGCCAGUGGUGCAAGAACGCCAGUGAUGGAUAAAGAUGGCUUAGGUUUCCCAGCAAAAGGUUCUCUUACCCGAUUGCACUCCACACCGAUUGAAACAGCACAAACGACGGCAAGAUUAUCAGCCGCUGUUAAAACGAUCCUUGAAUGCUUAGGUGAAGAUCCUGAGCGGGAAGGACUUAAACGUACACCAGAGAGAUAUGCUAAGGCACUGCUAUGGAUGACAAGAGGGUAUGAAGAAAGACUGACGGAUGUGAUUGCAAACGCAAUCUUUGACGAACAACACGAGGAAAUGGUCAUUGUUCGAAAUAUUGAAAUCUCAAGUUUGUGCGAGCAUCACUUAGUACCGUUCAGAGGCAAGAUCCAUAUAGGAUACCUACCCAACAGACUCGUCAUCGGUCUGUCUAAAUUGGCAAGAAUUGCUGAAAUGUUUGCCAGACGAUUACAGGUACAAGAACGAUUGACAAAACAAGUUGCCUUGGCCUUGGAUGAAGCAAUUCAACCUCAAGGCGUGGCAGUAGUGGUAGAAUGCGAGCAUAUGUGUAUGGCAAUGAGAGGUGUUCAAAAGCCAGGCACGACUACGGUGACCAGUUGUAUGUUAGGUGCAUUCCGAGAUCGUGCAAAGACUCGACAAGAGUUCCUCUCGUUGAUUGGAAUGGGACGGUGA
Messenger RNA from Meira miltonrushii, 687 nucleotides. Its product is annotated as GTP cyclohydrolase I. Lineage: Eukaryota; Fungi; Basidiomycota; Exobasidiomycetes; Exobasidiales; Brachybasidiaceae. The record is from RefSeq and is a predicted model, not a curated record. Bases 1 to 687 code for a protein of 228 amino acids. Gene Ontology annotation, molecular function: GTP cyclohydrolase I activity; GTP binding; zinc ion binding. Gene Ontology annotation, cellular component: cytoplasm. Gene Ontology annotation, biological process: tetrahydrobiopterin biosynthetic process; tetrahydrofolate biosynthetic process. The transcript has a single exon.